Oncorhynchus mykiss (rainbow trout) is the source of this 3205-nucleotide messenger RNA. Its product is annotated as claudin-8. Gene Ontology annotation, molecular function: structural molecule activity. The record is from RefSeq and is a predicted model, not a curated record. NCBI's taxonomy places the organism in Eukaryota, Metazoa, Chordata, Actinopteri, Salmoniformes, Salmonidae. Gene Ontology annotation, cellular component: bicellular tight junction; membrane.
AACACAGCUAUCUACUGUGUUAAGCUCCAAUGGUAACACAGCUAUCUACUGUGUUAAGCUCCAAUGGUAACACAGCUAUCUACUGUGUUAAGCUCCAAUGGUAACACAGCUAUCUACUGUGUUAAGCUCCAAUGGUAACACAGCUAUCUACUGUGUUAAGCUCCAAUGGUAUACUAUGUAAUUGAGUGGAUGUGUUGGCUAUGAAAACAUCAACAAGUGGGUGAACCAAUGAACUACUGGACUAGACAAUGCCCGCACACAGACAGUCCUCACAGGUCCUCCUUUGUACCCUGAUCCUAUGAGCCAACCAGGUGAGAGCAGAGUUUCUCUCCCAUAACAGACAGUAGUUACCCAACACCCAGCGCUAUUGUCUGUCUCAUACUUCACCAUCAAAGCUGAGAAAAAGAAAGGUCACCUCUCUGCCUCGGAUACUACUCCAACCGUACAGGAUUUUCAUUUGUUUUAGGACAUUGUAUGGGGACAUGGACUCAUCUCCAACUUAGACCAUUUCUGAGGUCUGAAAAUAUCAGAGAAAAGUAGAUUUGGUAGUCAACUGUCACUAAGGUUUCUUUGUCAGGAGGACUCUGAGAUUUGGGAGUCAACUAUCACUACGGUUUCUUUGUCAGGAGGACUCUGAGAUUUGGGAGUCAACUAUCACUAAAGUUUCUUUGUCAGGAAGACUCUGAGAGUUCGUUUUGACCCUGAUUGUUUCUCUGGACCCUUAACAACGGACGACGUGAUGUUCCAGGGCGUGUCUGAGAUCGCGGCGCUGUGCGCGGGACUGGUGGGUCUGAUCGGAGCGGCCGCCGUCACCGGGAUGCCCAUGUGGAAGGUUACGGCCUUCAUCGGAGAGAACAUCAUCGUCAUGGAGACGCGCUGGGAGGGCCUGUGGAUGAACUGCUAUAGACAGGCCAACAUCAGGAUGCAGUGUAAAGUGUACGACUCUCUACUGUAUCUCCCCGCAGACCUGCAGGCUGCCAGGGGCUUGAUGUGCUGCUCUCUGGCUCUCUCAGGGAUGGGUCUACUGGGGGCUCUAGCAGGGAUGCGUUGUACCUCCUGCAUCCAGGACAACGACCGCGUUAAGAGCCUCAUCCUCAUGGUGGCUGGAGGCAUGCAGUUACUGGCCUCUAUCUGUGUGUUCAUCCCAGUCUCCUGGACGGCUCACGCCAUAAUCCGUGACUUCUAUAACCCUUUGCUGAUCGACGCCCAGCGCAGGGAGUUGGGAGAGGCUCUCUACAUCGGUUGGGUGACCGGAGCCUUCCUACUGACCUCUGGGCUUCUCUUCCUCUGUCGCCGUGUCCACUCCAACAAAGCCUCGUUCGAUAUCUAUCACCCAGCCAACAGGAUCAACAAACCCACUCUGAUGCACUACCAUCCCAUCUCCAGCAUUCUUAGCGUGAGGGCUCACCGCCAGCCCGGUCUGAACCGCCAACAAAGUCACAGCUUCGAUGCAUACCAACACCACCAAGCUCCGAUUCUUCAUAACGUUCCUUAUGGACAACAAGGGGUCGUCAUGAACCCUCCAGCUGCUGUGUAUGACUCCAGCUCGGUGGAGAACGUUGGGCCGUUGGUCUAUCACCAUGGCAACGGACGUCAUGUUGACGGACACCAUCCCUCCACCUCUAACAGCUCCAACUACGUCAGCAGCCUGUCCACUCUGGCUAACUCCCUAUACAUCAGCCAACAGACUCCGUACUCCUAUAACCACCUGACCGCUCCGUAUACCACAUAUACCGGUAGUCAACAGACAAAUCCAUACUCCUACAGUCAUCCGGGAAACCUGUCCGUUUCACACAACUCCAGUUUUCAAGCCGUACCUCAGAAUCCUGUUUUUAUCGGGUAUAAGGGCUCCAGAGUUCAACCAUCGCAGUCUCACCACAGUGGAAGCAGUGUUGGUGUGUACAUCUGAAUAGACUGCAAAGAGACCAGUCAUCGUCUGAUACUCACUGUACCUUAACAAAUAGUGUGAACAAAGAGUGUUCAGUGUAUGGGACAGUCAUAGCUGUGUAGAGUGUUCAGUGUUUGGGACAGUUAUAGCUGUGUAGAGUGUUCAGUGUAUGGGACAGUCAUAGCUGUGUAGAGUGUUCAGUGUUUGGGACAGUUAUAGCUUGUGUAGAGUGUUCAGUGUUUGAGACAAUUAUAGCUGUGUAGAGUGUUCAGUGUUUGGGACAGUUAUAGCUGUGUAGAGUGUUCAGUGUUUGGGACAGUUAUAGCUGUGUAGAGUGUUCAGUGUAUGGGACAGUCAUAGCUGUGUAGAGUGUUCAGUGUAUGGGACAGUUAUAGCUGUGUAGAGUGUUCAGUGUAUGGGACAGUCAUAGCUGUGUAGAGUGUUCAGUGUAUGGGACAGUUAUAGCUGUGUAGAGUGUUCAGUGUAUGGGACAGUUAUAGCUGUGUAGAGUGUUCAGUGUAUGGGACAGUUAUAGCUGUGUAGAGUGUUCAGUGUUUGGGACAGUUAUAGCUGUGUAGAGUGUUCAGUGUAUGGGACAGUUAUAGCUGUGUAGAGUGUUCAGUGUAUGGGACAGUUAUAGCUGUGUAGAGUGUUCAGUGUAUGGGACAGUUAUAGCUGUGUAGAGUGGUCAGUGUAUGGGACAGUUAUAGCUGUGUAGAGUGUUCAGUGUAUGGGACAGUUAUAGCUGUGUAGAGUCUAGAAACUCUAUUCUACAUUCUUCUUCUGUAAUGUGAUUAUUCAUGUACCAUUUGGGUGUGUUUGUCAGGCCGCUGCUGGCGGUUUUACAUAGCCAGCUCUCCCUUUUGUCACCUUGACCUUACCUGUCAUGUGACCUCAGUAAACAAAAAGUUUGGUUUCUCCAGUAAAGAACAUCAUGUUUGAUUCUGCAUACGGGAGAGCCACUUCAAAACGAGGUGAUUUUCGUUGGAGCAGGUCAGGAGAGCAUUUUUCGCUAACCUUUUUCAUAAACUUAAACCUCAGUCUCCUAACCUGCUGUGUUUAUUCUCCUAACCUGCUGUGUUUAUUCUCCUAACCUGCUGCGUAGGUUCUCCUAACCUGCUGUGUUUAUUCUCCUAACCUGCUGUGUUUAUUCUCCUAACCUGCUGUGUUUAUUCUCUUAACCUGCUGUGUUUAUUCUCCUAACCUUCUGUGUUUAUUCUCCUAACCUGCUGCGUAAGUUCUCCUAACCUGCUGCCUCUGAUCUGGAGGAUUCACUAAACAGAGAACAUCCCUGGUCAUCCCUACUGCCUCUGAUCU